This is a messenger RNA of Thlaspi arvense, 1068 nucleotides long. NCBI's taxonomy places the organism in Eukaryota, Viridiplantae, Streptophyta, Magnoliopsida, Brassicales, Brassicaceae. The record is from the annotation of a GenBank genome assembly.
AUGCGACUUCACAAUUUGUCUUCAUUACAAAAGUUGUGUAUUAAACUCGGUCCACGGUGUCCCGUCGAUGUUGAUGUUGUAGAGUGGGUUGCAAAAGCAGUUGAUGGUUCCGUGCUCCGUAAACUAAAGUUCAGGCUCCUCUGGGAAAGCGAUCCGGUCACAAUGCCUAAUAGCCUUUACACUUGCAAAACGCUCACCAAAUUGACUCUCUCCUACAAGAUUCUUGUGGAUGUUCCUUGUCUUGUCUAUCUCCCAUCACUUAACCGACUUGAUCUUCAAUAUGUUGUGUACAAAGACGAAGAUUCUCAUGUCAGGCUUUUAUCAGGUUGCCCGGUUCUCGAAUAUCUUGUUGUGCUUCGAGAUGAUGAUCAUGUGAUGAAGUUCACUGUGAAAGUGCCUUCUUUACUGAGUUUAACGUAUACAACUGGUGCGUUAAGUCAAAGAGACGGUAAUGAUCGAUCUUUGGUUAUAGACACCCCGAAUUUAACGUAUUUAGACAUCUUUGACUGUUCGAGACACUCUUGCUCGAUUGAGUAUAUGCCUCGUCUUAAGAAGGCAUGGAUGAAUCCUUCGACUCACCCUGGUGAAAAUUUUCUGAAAUCUCUUUCUACGAUCGAGUAUCUUAAGCUAUCUCAACUUUAUACAUUGGUUCCAUGGUGUAACGUCGUUUUUUCUCUACUUAUAGAAUGUCGCUUAUGUCCAUAUUACGCGGACUGGUGUGAAUCACUUGGGGUUUUACUCUCUAAUUGUCCUAAACUAAAAGUUUUGAUGGUCGACUCCACAUAUGAGGCUGGUUUUCCGGUAUUAUGGAAAUGGAACCAACCGAGUUCUGUUUCCGAAUGCUUGUCGUCUCAUCUCGAGAUCUUUAGAUGGCAAUGGUAUGCAGGAAGAGAAUAUCAAACAAAAGUCAUAAGAUACAUUCUUAAAAACUCCAAGUGUUUGAAGAAGGCGGAAAUCUCGCUGAAAUCAAUCGGGAAUCUUGAAGAGGAACAGAAGAAGAUGAUCGAGGACUUACAAUCUAUGUCUAGGGUUUCAACUUGUAUUUUGCUGGCCGGUCCAAGGUUUUAG